AUGAGCGACUUGGUUGGGUUUGAAGUACCAAAAAUGGACUGGACCCCUGGCCCAGAUUUAUUAACUAGAUUCAAGAGAUUCCGCCAAAAGUGUGAACUGCUACUUGAUGGACCGUUAAAAGCUCGAGACGGCACUCAAAAAUGCAAAUAUGCGCUACUAUGGUCAGGCGAUUACGGAAUAGACUUAUUUAACACUUGGUCGCUAACCGAAGACCAACAAAAAGACCUGAAAGAAUACUGGAAAAGAUUCGAAGACCAUGUUAAACCACAAGCAAACCAUAUCUUGAACAGAUAUUAUCUACGAGGUCUGAAACAGAAUAAUCGUCCCCUAGCCACCUUCCUGACUGAAGCAAGGCUACUCAUACAGAGCUCAGGUUACCCACCUGACUUACAUGACGAACUCAUGCGUGACACAUUAGUUUUCGGCACCGAUUCGGAAGAGGUCAGACGAAAAUGCAUUGCCCGCGGUAAUGAAUUAACCUUUGCAAGGGCAAAAGAAAUUGCACGAACUGAUGAGGCUACCCAGAUGCAAUUAAAAGCAAUGAGUGACACUACAAACCCAAAGCAAGAAGAAGGGGAAGUCAAUGCAAUCAGCAGAGGAAACAAGCCCAGAAACCAGCCCCACCAAAGGUACACCAGUGGUAGAGGAAACAGACGACGUGACAACAACCUAAGACAGUGCUACAGAUGUGGGAGACACACCACACACCAAAGACCAGCAGUGCCCAGCCACUGGAGUAGAAUGCUUCAACUGCAACAAACGCGGUCAUUUUAGCAAAGUUUGCAAGUCUAAAACAAGGUCAGAUGUGAUGACCCUACAAAAAGAACAACCUGAUGGUGUAACAAGUGAAUGCACAAGCUACGACAAAGUCUUCCUGGGAACACUAGAAGCCCGAGACAGCCCCAGUACCUCAAUGAUCGCAAGCAUUGAACAAAAAGAAAAACAACGCACCAAAGUCACGACUGAAAUACAAGUCACGGUAGACCCCCAUGAUACACACCUGAUACCUAUUAUCUGCAAGGUCGACACUGGUGCAGAAGUUAAUGUCAUCUCCAAAGACGACUAUGACAGACUCAACCGCAGUUCCCAGCAGAUACCCCUUGGCCCAACACACCACAGGAUUACUGCGUAUGGAGGCCACGCCAUCAAGACCCUUGGAACCUGUCCACUAUACGUCCAUCAAAAUGGCAGCAUUAAAGAAGUCGUUUUCAAUGUUACUGACGUACCAGGACCUACAAUGCUUGGCUGUAAAACCUGCGAGGAACUUGAGCUGGUAAAAUUUAAUUGCAGCCUAGAAACCUCCAAAGAAGACAAAGAGACCCGCCUUAAAGAACACAGACCAUGCAAACCGCACCAAAGGACCAGCAGAUACCCUAGCCGUCUAGACACUGAAACAUACCCCCACUGGACAGGAUAACCUUCUUCAACAACUUCGGAGACUGCUUUGAAGGCCUGGGAACCUUCAAUAUGAAACCUUAUCACAUCACCCUAGACUCCAAUGCUGAACCUGUCAUCCACGCACCACGUACCGUACCAGUACACCUUCGAGACAUGUUUAGAAAGGAAAUCAACACCAUGGUAGAACUUGGAGUGCUCAUACCCGUAAGCGAACCCACAGACUGGGUUAAUAGCAUCGUCCCUCUGAAACAACCAACGGCAAAGGAGAAGUCACCAAAAUCAGAGUCUGCCUCGAUCCACGUGACCUAA
Messenger RNA from Pocillopora meandrina, 1707 nucleotides. The record is from the annotation of a GenBank genome assembly. NCBI's taxonomy places the organism in Eukaryota, Metazoa, Cnidaria, Anthozoa, Scleractinia, Pocilloporidae.